Molecule: messenger RNA, 1749 nt
Organism: Hyphopichia burtonii NRRL Y-1933
Lineage: Eukaryota; Fungi; Ascomycota; Pichiomycetes; Serinales; Debaryomycetaceae
Gene: HAS1
Product: ATP-dependent RNA helicase
Exons: 1
Coding region: 7-1686 (559 amino acids)
Biological process (GO): maturation of LSU-rRNA from tricistronic rRNA transcript (SSU-rRNA, 5.8S rRNA, LSU-rRNA)
Cellular component (GO): nucleolus
Molecular function (GO): RNA helicase activity; nucleic acid binding; ATP binding
Source: RefSeq, a predicted model, not a curated record
AUCAAAAUGGCUAAAUCGUCUAAGGCAUCCAAGGUAAGGGCUUCAGCACCAAAGGAAUCUAAGAAAAGAAGCCACCAAGAGGCAGAUGCUGAAGGCUCCGAAAACGAAGAAUUGGUGAAUCAAUUAGAUGAUGAGUUCGAUGAGGUAGCUGGAUUGUUGGGUCAAGAUGUCAAGGAUCCAGAAUCCAAGAAGAAAUCUAAGAAAGAAGAAAAGAAGCAGGCUGAAGAAGAGGUCACCAGAGAAUUAACCAAACCAUCAGCUAAUGCUGACCACGAUGAUGUUGUUACUGAUAAAUUCGAAGAAGCUGGUUUAUCUGAACCAACCAUGAAAGCUAUUAAUGAUAUGGGUUUCAAAACUAUGACCAAAGUUCAAGCUAAAACCAUUCCUCCAUUAUUGGCUGGUCGUGAUGUUUUAGGUGCUGCUAAAACUGGUUCAGGUAAAACUCUUGCAUUUUUAAUUCCAGCUAUUGAAAUGUUAUAUUCUUUGAAAUUCAAACCAAGAAAUGGUACCGGUGUUGUUAUUGUUUCACCAACUAGAGAAUUGGCUUUACAAAUUUUUGGUGUUGCUAGAGAAUUAAUGGCUCACCACACUCAAACUUUUGGUAUUGUCAUUGGUGGUGCUAACAGAAGACAAGAAGCUGAAAAACUUGUUAAGGGGGUCAACUUAUUAAUUGCCACUCCUGGUAGAUUAUUAGAUCAUUUGCAAAAUACUCAAGGUUUUAUUUUCAGAAAUUUGAAAGCCUUGGUCAUCGAUGAAGCUGAUAGAAUUUUAGAAAUUGGUUUCGAAGAAGAAAUGAGACAAAUUAUUAAAAUUUUACCAAAUGAAGACAGACAAUCUAUGUUAUUUUCAGCAACUCAAACCACUAAGGUUGAAGACUUAGCUAGAAUUUCUUUGAGACCUGGUCCAUUAUAUAUUAACGUGGUUCCAGAAACUGAAGUUUCCACUGCUGAUGGAUUAGAACAAGGUUAUGUUGUUUGUGAUUCCGAUAAAAGAUUUUUAUUAUUAUUCUCCUUUUUAAAGAGAAACUCAAAGAAAAAGAUUAUUGUUUUCCUUUCAUCAUGUAACUGUGUUAAAUAUUUCGGUGAACUUUUGAACUAUAUUGAUUUACCAGUCUUGGAUUUACAUGGUAAACAAAAACAACAAAAGAGAACCAAUACUUUCUUUGAAUUCUGUAAUGCUAAACAAGGUAUCUUGAUCUGUACCGAUGUUGCAGCCAGAGGUUUGGAUAUUCCAGCAGUUGAUUGGAUUAUUCAAUUCGAUCCACCUGAUGAUCCAAGAGAUUAUAUCCACAGAGUGGGUAGAACUGCUAGGGGUACUUCUGGUAAAGGUAAGUCAUUAAUGUUUUUAACUCCAAAUGAAUUGGGUUUCUUGAGAUACUUAAAAGCUGCAAACGUUCCUUUGAACGAGUACGAAUUCCCUACCAAUAAAAUCGCAAAUGUUCAAAGUCAGUUAACAAAAUUAAUUAAAAGUAACUAUUGGUUACAUCAAUCCGCCAAAGAUGGUUACAGAGCUUACUUACAAGCUUAUGCUUCUCAUCAUCUUAAGACUGUGUAUCAAAUUGACAAAUUAGACUUGGUCAAAGUCGCUAAGUCUUUUGGUUUUGAUGUUCCUCCAAAAGUUAACAUCACUAUUGGUGCCAGUGGGAAAUCUAUUGAAAAGAAGCAUAAAAAACAAAAAAGAGCUUAAUUUAAUUAGGUCAAGCUCUCAUAAUUUUUAAAUUACUCUGCAUUACCUCAAAGUGGCUUUCAC